UAUCCAUAGCCCCCCUGUCUCUCUCUAAACCCGUUUUAUAUAGAGUUUACCUGUACUGUUAGCAGCUGUCUGCCUUAAUGACUGAGUUCACAUCAGACAUGGAGCUUGGCCUGAGCUUAGGCUUGGGCAUCACCGCCAAUAAAGACUCCCAAAACGACUCUGCCGGCGCCGACGGAGAUUACGAUGACGACGCCGAGGAUUACGAAUUCGUUUCGGCGUCGUCUGAAGAACCUCAUGGGAGCAUAGAUCAGCGCCUCGUCGCUUUCCCAUCCCCCAUUCCGCUCGACUUCCUACCUCCCGCCCCUGCCCAGUACAUGAGCGUCGGGUUUCAGGCAGCGAUGCCGGCGAUGGUGACGUCGGCGGAGGAUCCCCCGUCUCCGAACUGCGCCGCGUCGUCGUUCAGGGCGCUCGACUUCAGCAUAUUCAAGAGGAAACGGAACGGCUCCGUGCCCGAAGUGGGCGGGGGUGGAAAUCAGAGAAAUGGGCCCGACGCCGCCGUGUACGGCGGAGCGGCGGAGGCGGACAGGGUGAGUUCGAGGGCGAGCGACGAUGAAGAGAACUGCGGGAAUGCCCGGAAAAAACUCCGGCUUUCCAAAGAACAGUCCGCUUUUCUCGAAGAAAGCUUCAAAGAACACAACACUCUCAAUCCUAAGCAAAAGCAUGUGCUUGCAAAGCAGCUGAAUCUCCGGCCAAGGCAAGUCGAGGUGUGGUUUCAGAACCGGAGGGCCAGGUACAAUUUUGUGAAAUUGUGGGGUGAAUAAUAAUUAAGUCAUUUUAGCGGGGUGAAAUUGACAGAUUUGAAAAUGGCAGGACGAAGCUGAAACAGACGGAAGUGGACUGCGAAAACUGGAAGAAAUGCUUCGAGACGGUGAAAGUGGAGAACACAAAACUGCACAAAGAAGUUCAGGAACUCAGAGCUCUGAAGACGCCGAACCCCUUCCAGAUGCAAUUCCCGGCGACCACCCUGACCAUGUGCCCCUCCUGCAAAAGGGUCGCCUCCGGAUCCACCGCGCCGCCGCUCGCCGCCGGGUCUCUGCCCCGGCCCAUUGCAUCUCCGUGUCUGUCGUCUGAGCCCAGACUGUUCCCCUUCGCCGCCGCCGCCGUCGCAUAUAAUCCCGGCCACCGGUCUGCAACCUGAUGAUGUCUGAGAUGUAAGAUCCAGUGUAAACUAAACUGCUCUGCUGAUUCUGGGUUUGUUUUCAAAGAUUGAUAUCUGUGUUGGCAGGGGGCAACUUUUUAGCUCCAAACAAUAUUAUUAUUAUGAUUAUUAUUAUGAUCAGUUCAAUUUGUUUGUUUGUUUGUUUGUAAGUACUGUAAUGGGCAGCGCAUGCGUGGUAGAUAUUGGAUGGGUUUUCAAUUUGUUGAUAAUCAUUUGGUGGAACCAGGAAGUAAAGUAAACGGGGGAAUAUACCUUUGUAGCCAUUUUAAAAUGAAGCAAUGAUUUUGU
Cuscuta epithymum is the source of this 1447-nucleotide messenger RNA. Lineage: Eukaryota; Viridiplantae; Streptophyta; Magnoliopsida; Solanales; Convolvulaceae. The record is from the annotation of a GenBank genome assembly.